Messenger RNA from Trichoderma virens Gv29-8, 897 nucleotides. RefSeq lists its product as uncharacterized. The transcript is spliced from 3 exons. The record is from RefSeq and is a predicted model, not a curated record. Bases 1 to 606 code for a protein of 201 amino acids. NCBI's taxonomy places the organism in Eukaryota, Fungi, Ascomycota, Sordariomycetes, Hypocreales, Hypocreaceae. Gene Ontology annotation, biological process: retrograde transport, endosome to Golgi; intracellular protein transport. Gene Ontology annotation, cellular component: endosome; retromer complex.
AUGACUUUCCUCAUACUCGUGAUUGGGGACCUGCACAUCCCGGACAGGGCGCUGGACAUUCCCGCCAAGUUCAAGAAGCUGCUUGCGCCAGGCAAGAUUGGCCAGACUCUAUGCCUCGGUAACCUCACCGACAAGCACACCUACGAGUAUCUCCGGUCCUUGUCGCCGGACCUCAAGAUCGUCAAGGGCCGCACCGAUGUCGAAGCCACGUCUCUCCCCUUAACGCAGGUCGUCACCCACGGCGGCAUCCGCAUUGGCUUCUUGGAAGGCUUCACUCUUGUUUCCAACGAGCCCGACCUGCUUCUAGCCGAAGCCAACAGAUUGGACGUCGAUGUCUUAUGCUGGGGCGGCACUCACCGUUUCGAUGCCUUCGAGUAUAUGGACAAGUUCUUUGUGAACCCGGGCAGUGCGACGGGUGCAUUCGUGACAGGAGCAAGCCUGGAUGCCGAACCUGCGUCUCCAAGUUUCUGCCUGAUGGAUGUCCAAGGCAUUUCACUGACCCUCUACGUUUACCAGUUAAGGACGGAUGAAAAGGGAAAUGAGAAUGUGGCGGUAGAGAAGGUUACUUAUACAAAGCCCGUGGAGCCAACUACGGGUUCAUCAUGACGCACCUAACUUGAUUGGAGAGAGGGAACUGAGCUAAUAGAAACCAUUGUAAUUGCUGACGGCAGAGGUAGAAAGGGAGUCAAUACCCGGGCCAACCCAGUUAUACAAAACAACUUGGUGCUUGUCGGUGUACAGGCUGACCAUUUCUUUCAAGAGAUGGGAAUAUUCAAAAGCACAAAACACAACUUUGGUUAUAUGUGAACUGUCCCUGCUAAAUGGGACAACGGACAAAUCACAGAAGAUUCAAAGCACUAAAAAAAGUCAUAACGAUAAAUACAAAUAUCAUUCAAU